UAACAAGUUGAGAUGCUAGAACUUUUUAUAAAUUUUGUUUGAGCCAAGAUUUUAGAUCAAGUGCAUAAUAUGACUUUAAUUAUUUUUGCAUGAAAUUCUUACGCUACUUUAUCAAAAGUCGAGAAUGAGCGAUUCUGAGGAUGAGUUGCCUAGAGUAACAGGCCCCGUAGAAGAUGCUUGGUCCUUGAAAAUUCCGGAGUUUAAGCCAGAACAUAACCCGCACCGGCUUCUCGAAGAAAGUUCCUUUGCGACUGUAUUUCCAAAGUAUAGAGAAAAAUACAUGAAAGAAUGUUGGCCACUUGUGCAGAAGGCCUUAAACGAGCAUCAUAUCAGAGCAGAACUCAAUCUUUUAGAAGGCAGCAUGACUGUAAAAACAACUCGAAAAACGUGGGAUCCAUACAUUAUUAUCAAAGCUCGUGAUAUGAUAAAACUUAUGUCUCGUUCAGUGCCUUUUGAGCAAGCAGUUCGAGUUCUCCAGGAUGACAUAGGUGCUGAUAUCAUCAAAAUCUCGUCUUUUGUAAGGAACAACGAAAAAUUUCACAGAAGGCGGCUUAGGCUCAUUGGACCAAAUGGCUGUACUUUAAAAUCUAUAGAACUGUUAACCAAUUGUUAUGUGCUUGUACAAGGACAAACAGUAGCUGCACUAGGGCCAUACAAGGGCUUACAACAAGUGCGACGCAUUGUAGAAGAUACUAUGAAAAAUAUUCAUCCAAUCUAUAACAUUAAGGCAUUGAUGAUCAAGCGCGAGCUUGCUAAAGAUCCUAAGUUAAAGAAUGAAAAUUGGGAAAGAUUUUUGCCUAAGUUGAAGAGUAACAAUGUGUCGAAGCGAAAGCAGCCAAAGAAAAAGAAAAUUAAAAAGGAGUAUACACCUUUCCCACCGCCUCAGUUAGAAAGGAAAAUAGAUAAGGAAAUAGCUUCUGGUGAGUACUUUCUUACGGCAGAUCAGAAAAGAACUAAAAAACGCAAAGAACAAGUGGCUAGACAUGAAGAAGCUGCUAAAAAGAGAAAAGAGCGCCGAGCUCAAGUAUUUGUACCACCAAAAGAGAGUAAAGAAAAGGUCAGUGAACAAAAGACUAACUUGGAUCUUAGUGAGUUUAAGAAAAAAGUGAAAAAAGCUCUUUCAAAUAAGGGAAAAAUAUUGUAAAUCAAAAAUUUAUGAUAAUGUCGACAAAGAUUUUUUAUAAUAUUUUAUUAAAAAUUUCGUUACAAUUAUAUCGUUUAAUACACUAUCUGUACUAUCCAUUGUUGUAGCUGGAAUCUGUACUAUUAAUUUUUGUGGCAUAUACCAAUCCAUUUUAUUGAAUCUAAUUAUUGGGCUGAAGUAAUCCUUGUAACAAAUAUACUUGGCAGUGAAUAUUAUGAUUGUUGCUUGGGCAGAAUUUAUUUGAAACAGGCAUUACCUCUUAUCACAAACUAUAAAUUGCACGAUCACUCUUUUUUUUAGUGAUUUGUAUGAGUCUUAUAUGUUAUUUUCAUAACACAUUUGUAUUAUAAACAUUUGCACUGUGUAAAAAUAAUGGUUGCAAUGCUCAAGAUGUCAAAAACCUAAUCUCAGAGCUCUCUUUGUACCUAUGCCAAUGUAAAAUUACUUGAAAUUUUAAAAAUUAUCAACAAAUGAAAGUGUGCAUCUGACAAAUCAAUAUUAUCAGUGCAAUGAAAAAUCUGUAAGAAUCACUUUAUCAUGUUUUCAGACAUAAUAUUUAAAUAUACAUUCAUUACAUAAGUUCAG
Molecule: messenger RNA, 1729 nt
Organism: Copidosoma floridanum
Lineage: Eukaryota; Metazoa; Arthropoda; Insecta; Hymenoptera; Encyrtidae
Product: KRR1 small subunit processome component homolog dbe
Cellular component (GO): nucleolus; small-subunit processome
Molecular function (GO): RNA binding
Source: RefSeq, a predicted model, not a curated record